Messenger RNA from Eriocheir sinensis (Chinese mitten crab), 3319 nucleotides. Its product is annotated as synaptosomal-associated protein 25-like. Gene Ontology annotation, cellular component: plasma membrane; SNARE complex. Gene Ontology annotation, molecular function: SNAP receptor activity; syntaxin binding. The record is from RefSeq and is a predicted model, not a curated record. NCBI's taxonomy places the organism in Eukaryota, Metazoa, Arthropoda, Malacostraca, Decapoda, Varunidae. Gene Ontology annotation, biological process: exocytosis; synaptic vesicle fusion to presynaptic active zone membrane; synaptic vesicle priming.
CCCUUUCCUUUCCUAACACAGGAACAGGACAACCAGGCUGGGGAGAACAUGGGUGACGGGGCGGGUGAGCCCAGGUCGGACUUGCAGGAGCUCCAGUUCAAGUCCAACGAGGUGACAGAUGACACCCUCGAGUCCACCCGGCGGAUGCUCUCCCUCUGCGAGGAGUCCAAGGAGGCAGGCAUCCGCACCCUGGUCGCUCUCGAUGACCAGGGAGAACAACUGGACCGGAUCGAGGAGGGAAUGGACCAGAUCAAUGCCGACAUGAAGGAAGCCGAGAAGAACCUGACGGGGAUGGAGAAAUGUUGUGGCCUGUGCGUCCUCCCGUGCAACAAGCCGGGUCUAACACGGUGAGAGUCAACAUGGCCAACGAGAGGGCCGGCUCAUUGCUGAAGAACGCAUAAGUGAUGGGUGGGGCCACCUUGCCUCCCCCCUCCCCCUCCACCCCCCACCCCUGCCACACCUCAUCCAGAGCCAGCACACCACCAGCAGGAUGAGCAAAGAGUUGACUGAGUGCCACACCAGGUGAUGGGCACACCAAAAAUUGGUGCCAGAAGAGUUUUUAUCUUGGUCAUCAUUUCUUUAUCUAUUUGUUUCCUCUGAGGGCAUGUCAUGGCUGCCGACCCCAGAGCUCCUGUGCCAGUGUCUCUCAGUAUUGGGAUCAAUCCAGAAUUUUUUAGGGCCUCCCGAAGGCUUUGUGAUAGCAGGAGAGAGAACGGCAGGAGCAGUGGGGCAGAAAGCCUGCCUGAGGGUCGGGUGUGGGCCUGAUGGGCCCACACCCACCUGCCAGGGUGUGCACUGCCCACACCUGCCACACCAGGGGUGGUGUGCCUCCCCUGGGUGCUGGGUGCGGUACAGAGAUGACCAAGCAGAGCCGUGGAGGUGACGAGCCCCCCCUCCCCCCCGCCUGGAGGCUGGCUCCCAGGGGGGGGUGGAUGUAGGGCACUGUUAAACACUUGUCCUUGUCUAAAGUCUUGAAAAUUGUUUUUGUUAUUGUUGAAAAUGAAAUUUGUUAAUUUUGUAGAUAUAGCCUACAACAUGCAAGCAUAAUGUGGAAGCAAGUCAUCCUAUGGUCAUGAGUUUUUGUGGAAUCCUUUACAACCUUCCUCCCCAAGAGUCAGUGACUCGUGACCUUUAUUGCACCUGGAUUCUUAGAGCUGUUGAUCAUUAUUAUGUGAACAUGAAUCAUUCAUAUAGUACAUAGAAGUGUUAUGUCAAUAUUAUUCUUUAUAUUUUGAUUUGACCAUUCCCUUCCCCAGGCUCCCAGCUUUCCCGUCUCAUUUUGUCCGAGCAUGACCGUUGUUUCCCUUUGUCAGCCGUGUUGUCAUGAGCCUCUGCGGCUUCACCCACCACCGGCGUCUUGGUGAGGUGAGAGGAAACUUGGCCACUUCCUUGUGACAACACUGCUUUCAUGAGAGUUCAGUCUAGAUGCUUCUUAAGAGAAUUUGGGAGGCAGCAGUGAGUGGUGCCAGCUUCCCAUCACUCACUCACUCCCUCUCUCCCUCCCUCUUUACUUUUUUUCAUCUUGUAUUUUACCAAAGACACAUCAUAUUCCUUGACACCACAGCUGCUCUGCUCUACUCAUUACACUUUCCAGUCCUUUACUAUGCAAAAAACUCUUCAUUUACUUUCCUUACAAUUGUGUACACUCAUCCGUCAUCUGUCACUAGUGCACAAUUUUAAAAAGGAGGUAUUGUUUGAGAGUAUCUAAACCAGAAGGAUUCACUCGUCCUGAGGAGUUGUUAUCUGUUUACAUCAUUAGGCUCAGCCAGUCCCGGCUGCCCAAUGGAGUCACAGGUUUUCAUUGACAAACUUGCCAGAAGACAGAGUGUGUUGUAGAGCGUGUUUGGAGCUUUCAUUGGGGACAUGACUGACGUUUCUUGAAUGCUUAACUCUUAAGGUACAGUUGUUACAAUUCCUAUGGACCAAUUUUUUCAUGAUUCAGUGACCAGAGAAAUGUUGUUUAUUGAUUUUAUUAUCUGUGUCACACGUGUUAUAAAAUGUGCAGAUGUGAUUCUGGUAACAUGAAGCUGAAUUGUUUUCAUUGUAUGCAAAACUGUUAAACCAUGAGUGGAGUGGCAUCUCCUUGGAUUUUUUAUAUUCAUCUUCAGACUUUAAACUGUUUUGUUCAAGCUCCCGGAGUUUUCAACAACCAAGGUCAUACAAUGAAACAUUUCUCGUCAGUAGAUAACUACAGUCAUAAAAUUUUGGCUUUUGAGACGUUUCCUCAUCUGCUGAGUCAACACUGGUGUUGGUGGCUUUCAUUACGGUGCACCUGUUAGAAAAAGAAGCCGAGUUUUUAAGAAAACUUUCCUUCAUAAGGAAUUGUAGAGCUCAUUGUUUUGAUGUUGAGAAAGUAUUAUUUUAUCAAGAGUGCAGGUUUGCUGAUGCAUUGUAUUUGAUAACAAAAGCUUUCACAUGAACAGGUGAAAAUAUAAAUUUUUUAUAUGUCACUGUAGGAGAGCAAUAUUUCAUUCUACUAGAUGUUAUUGUAGAAUUUUUUCUUCUGUUCUACUGGUUGUGUGUGUUGUAUGAACUAUUUAUCUGGGAGCAGACUCACUUAUUGGUCUGAGGUGCAUCAGACCAAUGGGAUUAUGUUUUGUCUUACUUCCAGUCUUCUAGGAUGGAGUUUUGUUUAAGUUGAGUGAAAUUUUGUCUUAGACUGCAGUAAGAAUGGAAAUCUAGCUCUGUCUGUAGUUGGUUGGUGGUGUGAGAGAACCACAACCCAGACCGCUGGAGGGAAACACGACUUACAAGCCAACUGAAUGGGUGCUAGAGAGCAGGUACCAGGCCAGACACUCUUGGUCCACCCCAGCAGGCAAGUUUGUGGGACUCUCACAGCCACCACUUGAGGUAGCAACAGUGUCAAGGAUGUCAUGUGUCAUCCUCACAGUUCAAAGACCUUCCUGAAUUCUUGGUACAAAAUUUUCUUCCCACCCAUCCUCACCUGCCACAGCAGAUCACCUUAGAAGGGACUAAAUUUUGCAGUUUUCAUCCUGGCCUAGCCAUUCCCUUUCCCUGAGGACUGGCAACGCACCCACAGAUCUCUGCUUCACUCUCCUUUCCCCCCCAUUGCCCCCCCACAUGCAUGUUGGCUCUCCUUCAAGUUACCCGACUCAGUGCUGUUGCUGAGGAGUGUACCAUCAGUAUUAGCUGCCACAACCUUUGUCAUGGAGUUUCCCUGCUAUCUUGCAUACUGGCAUAGGUUUUAUAUACUGUCUGGUGUGUUUCCCUAUCAUUAAACGUGGUUGAAAGCUGUGAUAUUCCUUGGUUUGAUCAUGCAGAUCUGUUGAAAAAUCAUAAUAAAGUUGUAAUAUAUAUA